Aedes aegypti (yellow fever mosquito) is the source of this 3455-nucleotide messenger RNA. It is a transcript of the gene CngB, whose product is annotated as cyclic nucleotide-gated cation channel beta-3. The coding region runs from base 187 to 3012 and encodes 941 amino acids. Gene Ontology annotation, biological process: monoatomic cation transmembrane transport. NCBI's taxonomy places the organism in Eukaryota, Metazoa, Arthropoda, Insecta, Diptera, Culicidae. The transcript has 7 exons. Gene Ontology annotation, cellular component: intracellular cyclic nucleotide activated cation channel complex; plasma membrane. The record is from RefSeq and is a predicted model, not a curated record. Gene Ontology annotation, molecular function: intracellularly cGMP-activated cation channel activity; cGMP binding; protein-containing complex binding.
AUACCCAUUAUUUGCACGACAAAACAUUCCUGCGUUUGACGCUGUAGUUUCGUAAAAAAAUAUUUUCGUUCUUUGAGAACAAAAGAAUUAGAAUAAAACGUGUUAUAUUCUUGGUUUAAAACAUUGUUACGAGUGGACAGUUGAAUAUUGCGCGUCGUCGUAGUUGUCGCGUAUGGCCGCGUGAGAAUGUCCUCGACAAGGUUAUCGAGUGCCUGGGAGGACAACAAGUCCCGCUCGGAGACGGUUCUCUAUCCGGACAGGCACUCCAGCUCGCCGCCUAAAAAUCGUUACUCUGGUGUAAUGUCCCGAAAUGGGAGCCGAGAUGAGAGUAAACUGCACAAAAGUUUGGAGGAAAUCUCCAAGGACAUCAAAGAGCUAGAAGACUUCAUAUCGGUAACGGAGGAAAUUUUGAAACGCGAACGUGAGUUCGAUGAACAACUUUACAAAAGAGAACGCCAACGUAAGGCUUUCGAAAAGAAGAUGCAACAAAUCAAGAACAAGUGCAGUCCAACGAAAAUUUGUUUCGGAAAAACCGAUAGCGCCAAAGUCAAAUCGCCGACCUUUAAAGUGAACAUCACGCAGAAGAGGCGCAUAAAGUCAUUCAGUCCAAAAAGUUACAAGUCUAAGCUGUAUUUUCGGAAUGGGAAAAUUGGCUGCCUGGAAGCCGAAGAAGCGGUGUCCAAUCUUAAAAGCACCCAUGAAAUCGUCAAACGAAUCAUCAAUGAUGAGAACAACAUGCUAGUCAAGUUGGAACAUCAGCAUUUCACUAUGGGUUCCAAGGCAGAAUCGCCCACCUCGAUCGGGACUCCUCUGGAAAGUCUGCAGAUGUGUGUAACAGAAUCGGCCUCGUCUCUGUGCGAUGAGCCGUACAAGGAGACGAUAAAUGACGAACCUGAGGAUAAUGUAUCUGAAACGAAAGGAGAUCCCAGUGAAAGCAGUGAGCGGGUGAUCGAAGAUAUGGAAGUCACGAGUCCUCCACCGGAAACUAAUGAUUAUGUAACUGGAAGGCUGAGGCACCUCGCAAAUCGAUUCUCCGAGCGAACGAAGCGCAUGAGAAGUAAAUUGGAAAUUCCACCUACUCCUUCCAGUAGCGCCAGCGCUCCGUCGACUGCCCCUUCCACCCAGAAGCAUAAUGCGGAAUUACGAGCCAUUCAGAAUUCCGCCCUCACCUUGCAAUCGGCAACGGGUGCACAAACGUGCGACCAUCACUAUUUCUGUCCCAUCUUCUGCUCCGGAGCAACGAAUGCUGUUCUGGAUCCGCAGGGCAAGUUUUACAUUUCAUGGCUGUUCAUCGUGUCGCUGUCGUUCCUGUACAAUGCUUGGGUUAUUCCCCUGCGAUCAUCGUUCCCGUAUCAGACGCCAGAAAAUACCAAAUAUUGGAUCGCUGUCGACAUUUGCGCUGAUGUUAUCUAUCUAAUUGAUAUUCUGUUUGUUAAGCACAGAAUCAUGUACUUGUUUGAAGGCUUCUGGGUCAAGGAUACGGACUUGACUCGAAAGAACUACAUGAGGAAGCUGCAAUUUAAGAUGGACCUUUUGGCUCUUAUGCCACUCGAUCUUCUCUAUUUGAAAUUUGGUACCGAGCACGUGGUGUUUCGCGCUCCUCGCCUUCUGAAGAUUCAAAGUUUCUGGGAGUUUUUCAAAUUGAUCGAUCGAGUUAUAUCGUCACCGCAUAUGAUACGAGUGGUCAAGACGCUCACCUAUAUGCUGUACAUGAUUCACCUAACUGCAUGUUCGUACUAUGCAUACAGUGCCUAUCAAGGACUCGGUUCAAACCGAUGGGUGUUCAACAACAAGGGCCAUGCGUACGUGCGAUGCUUUGCCUUCGCCACCAAAACGGCAACCUCGAUCGGGAAGAAUCCAAAACCGGAAAAGGAAGGCGAAUUACUCUUCAUGACGGCAGCCUGGUUGAUGGGAGUAUUUGUGUUCGCAUUGCUCAUCGGUCAAAUCAGGGACAUCAUCGCCACGGCUACAAGGUCGAAAUCGGAGUACAAACAACUGGUGGAUGAAACUUUGGAGUACAUGCGACAGUUGAAUCUGCCGACGGAUUUGCAACGAAGGGUUAAAAUGUGGUUCACUUUUACAUGGGAGCAGCAACGCAGCUUGGACGAAACGCACAUAAUGGAUGCCUUGCCGGCCAAUUUGAAGACCGAUAUUGCGAUAUCCGUGCACAUUCAAACCCUAUCUAAGGUGCAGCUGUUUGCCGAUUGUGAGGAGGCAUUGCUUCGGGAGUUGGUGUUGAAGUUGAGAUCGGUUACUUUUCUUCCUGGGGAUUAUGUUUGCCGUAAGGGAGAAGUUGGAAAAGAGAUGUACAUCGUGAAGACUGGUCAGGUAUUGGUUAUGGGAGGUCCCAGGAAUGAUGUAGUAUUGGCUACGUUGUAUGAGGGAUCGGUAUUUGGAGAGAUCAGUUUGUUGGCGAUCAACGGAGCGGAAGGAAAUCGGCGAACGGCUGAUGUGCGAUCGAAGGGAUUUUCAAAUCUGUUUGUUUUAUCAAAAUCUGACCUGAAUGAAGCGAUUGUGUACUAUCCAAACGCACAAGCCAUUCUAAAGAAGCGUGCCAAGAGUUUGAUGCGUAAGAACGCAGCUCGCGAGAAAGCUGAAUCUCAACAGAGCAUCGAUGCUAAUGACGCGGAUACGGAUGUAGUGAUCAGCAAUCCUGACCAUAACAAAUCGCCAAAGCUGUUGAAAACAGUUAUACAAGCUCUACCAAGAGAGUCCGCAGCAGUUCAGCUGCUGACUCAGGGUUUCAAGGGUGACCAUGUUAAGAUGGAUACCGAAGAGCCGUUCAAAGCAAACAACGAUGACACUGCAUCGAUUCGCAGUGUAGAAUUGCACACCACACAAGUGCAGAUCGAGAACGAGAAAAAUGUAGAACUGCCAUGUGAUCUGGUGUACAGCAUCAAGAAAGAACUGAUGGAUAACAACAGCUACAUUAACCUGACCGACGCAGAAAAGUAUAAGUUGUUGAACGAACUAUCCAAAGAUGAAUAUGAACAUCAUAAAUCCCCAGUUUAAGCUAGUUGUAGUCACCUACAGUUGACUCGCCACAACUCGAUAUUCGAGAAAUUCUCGAUGGGAGGAAUAAGGAGCUGUCAAGAUAUUGAACAAGAUAUCGAGAUGUUGAGAUUCAGCUGUAUUUUCUAUCCCUUCCACGUCAUGUACUUUAUUGACUGUUAAUUGAUGUGAGUCACUUCUGACAAUUACUACACGAGAUCAUAUUUCUAUGCAGAUAAUCGCAGCAAUAAGUGUGAACGAUCCUGUUAUAUGCUAUUGCUAUUGGUUGUCUGUUUGAUUUGAAAUAUGAUUACUUGAGUCUUGAAUGGUGCAUUAUUAGCAUUUAAACGGAAUGGCCUCAAACAAAACCGGACUAAAAGUCAAUGAUUGAUGUGUGUAAUGAUUCAUUAUACCAUGUAUUGAAUUGGUAAUAAAUUAUUCUUAUUAUAUGUGUAAUACUGAAA